AUGGAGGAUCCACCGAUUGAGCGCACGACUUCGAAGGCUGAUGUUCGUGAUGAGGAGGUGCUGGCCGAGUUUGGUUAUAAGCAGGAGCUCAAGAGAGAUUGGGGGUUGACGCAUAAUUUUGGGAUUUCGUUUUCUAUUAUCUCUGUUAUUACUGGUAUUACGACGUUGUUUCAGUAUGGGCUUCUUACUGGAGGUCCUGGCGUCAUGUCGAUAGGAUGGAUCGUGGUAUCUGUUUUCACCAUGUUCGUCGCGUUAGGCAUGGCUGAGAUUGUAUCUGCUAUUCCAACGGCUGGUGGACCUUACUACUGGUCUGCGUUACUUGCGCCAGCUAAACACAGUGCUUUCGCAUCAUGGAUAACAGGAUGGUUCAACCUCCUUGGUCAAGUAGCAGUAACAACCGGCAUCUCUUUUGGCUGCGCAGGAUUAAUCUCCGUAACCGCAACCGUAAAAUCCUCCUACGAACCCACCGCUGCGAAGACAAUCGGCAUCUACGCCGCCGUCCUCAUCUCCCACGGCAUCGUCAAUACAUUCGGCGUCCACGUUCUCCGCUAUCUAAACAACACCUCCAUCCUCCUCCACUCAGCAGGUAUCACCGCCCUCGCAAUCGCAGUCCUAGCAAAAGCACCAACCCACCAAAGCGCCAAAUUCGUCUUCGCGUCUUUCAACGAUGGCACAGGUGCUGAAGGAUAUGAUGGCUGGAGCGGUCGCGCCAGUGCCGCGUACGUUGCGUGCUGUGGUGCGUUGAUGAGUCAAUACACUCUCACCGGUUUUGACGCCUCCGCGCAUCUGAGCGAGGAAACGAGAAAAGCUUCGUGGAGCGCGCCGAUUGGUGUUGUUUCGUCUGUGGGGUUCAGUUCUCUAUUUGGCUUUUUCGUGCUCCUCAGUUUCCUAUUUUCAAUACAGGAUUUUGAGGCUACGAUUGGAAGUGAUUAUGGACAGCCUGUUUUACAGAUUUUUGUGGAUAUCUUUGGGGAUGAUGGGGCGGUUGUCCUCAUGUGCCUAAUCCUAAUCUGCGUCUGGCACUGCGGCCUCUUCAGUAUGACCUCCAACUCACGCAUGAUGUUUGCCUUCGCCCGCGACGGCGGCAUCCCGCACUUCUUCCACAAAGUCGACGCACGCUUUCAAUCCCCUAUCCGCACCGUCUGGCUCGCCUCCUUCCUCUCCUUCUGUCUCGCGCUCCCCUCCCUCGGCUCCACCGUCGCUUUCGCAGCAUGCACCUCCAUUGCUACGAUUGGCUUGUAUAUCUCAUACGGCAUCCCGAUCCUCAUCGGACUUAUCUACCAUCGCGAGUUCAACGCCCGCAAGGGCCCCUUUAACCUCGGAGUCUUCUCUCGCCCGGUCGCCGGUGUAGCGGUCGCCUGGAUCACAUUCAUCACGAUCAUUUUCUGCCUCCCGACUGCGAAUCCGGUUACCAGUCAGACGCUUAAUUAUACGGUUGUGGCGGUGGGCAUUAUUGCGUUUGGCAGCUGUGCGGUGUGGGUGGUGAGUGCGCGGAAGUGGUUUGUGGGGCCGCAGAAUGAGGUUAGGGAGGCGAUGAGGUUGGGGGUUAGUGCUGAGGAGCCGGGGGCGUUGGAGAGGGCUGAGGAGGAGGAUCUGAAGGGGAAGGAGGUUGUUGAUGUUAAGGGGUAG
Molecule: messenger RNA, 1629 nt
Organism: Glarea lozoyensis ATCC 20868
Lineage: Eukaryota; Fungi; Ascomycota; Leotiomycetes; Helotiales; Helotiaceae
Exons: 5
Coding region: 1-1629 (542 amino acids)
Biological process (GO): transmembrane transport
Cellular component (GO): membrane
Molecular function (GO): transmembrane transporter activity
Source: RefSeq, a predicted model, not a curated record